AUGGAACCGUCGGCGACGGACUUGAACGUGCCGAUCGAUUCGUCGGCUCUUCACCACAUGGCGCAUUCGAGUCAAACGGAGAUCAAAGUCGAGAACGUGACUCACUCGUGGACGGUGAAGAACUUCUCGCACUGUUACCAGGAAUAUCUCGAGAAUUUCGUGCACUUGAAUCGAGGUGACGAGCAGUUGACGUGGAGCAUCAAGAUUUACCCGAAAGGAAACGGAGAAAACAACAAGGAUUUCGUCUUUUUGUGUCUCAAUCGAGUGAUCCCCACUGGAAUCUCGAAAAGCCCGAAGAUUGGCUUCAAAUCACGCUUCAUGCUUCGAUCUGCGGAAAAUAAAGAGAUCGAAAUGAGAAUUCACCCGAACCCAUCACAUUCCGACUAUGUUUCAUAUAUAAAGCGAGACGUUCUCUUCCCUCAAAUUCUUCCCCGAGAUCUCAUCAUCGUGCAAGUCGAGAUUGAUGUCGCUGUGGAGACGAUCACGACAACAACGGAGCAAUUAGUGGCGGUAAACUGUGAGCAACAACUCGUUGACGAUUACAUGCGGAUCUUUAGGGACGACGUGUUGACCGAUUUCUCGAUUAGGGUUGGCGGACGCGAGGUGCGCGCUCAUCGGGCAAUUUUGGCAGCUCGAUCACCCGUUUUUAGCGCAAUGUUGAUGCACACCGAUACGAAUGAGUCGAAAAAUUCAGAGAUGACGAUUCCGGAUUUGGACUACGAGGUUGUCGUCGAGAUGCUCAAUUAUAUUUAUGGUGGACGCUGUGGAAAAGAUAUCAAUCAUAUUGCCUCGGAUCUGUUGAUCGCUGCGGAUAAAUAUCGUUUGGAAGAGCUAAAAGCUCAUUGUGAAAAGACGUUGAUGGAGCAGUUGUCGAUUGAGAACGUUUGUGAGAUGUUGAUUCUUGGUGAUAUGUAUGGAGCACCGAGAUUGAGGAAACGAGCUGUUCAAUUCAUCCUGCAACGACCCAAACACAUCACGAAUACGCAAGGCUGGGACGCUAUCCUCAAGGAUCAUCCGCAACUUGUCACCGACAUUGUGAAUCAAUUCGAUAAGGGUACCUCGACAUCGUCGGUGGACAUUGCUUCUUCAUCA
Messenger RNA from Mesorhabditis belari, 1092 nucleotides. Lineage: Eukaryota; Metazoa; Nematoda; Chromadorea; Rhabditida; Rhabditidae. The record is from the annotation of a GenBank genome assembly.